GCAAAACGGAUCAUAUGUUUGUUCGAUUUAUUUAGAAGUAUUUUUUAGACCGAAGAAUUACUUCUGUACAGUUAACUUACAUUGCUAACGCGAAUAUCGAUCUGUUAAGACAUUAUUUGUUCGCGAUGAACGUUACGCCAGUGAAUUUAGACAGAGCUUACAGAGAAAUUUACAGGGCUGAGGAGAGGACCGCUUGUCGGUGGCGCCACAACUGGAGUUGGAUCAUUGACGAGUACAGGACAAUUUACAACGAACUGAAGGCACUGAAAAAAGAUAAAAUAGACGGGUAUCAAAGUGAUGAAGAAGAAGAAGACGAUAGAACCAUAAAACCUCUUCCUGAAACGUCUGGACAUGAGUAUGGUCAUAUAGCUACCAAACCAGAGUUCGCCCUGGAGAAGUUCAGUUCACAAGGACUGACCACUAUACCGAAGUCGCUCUCGCAAGGCGAACUGUACAAAGCACUGGACAAAAAGUUCACUAUAAGAUUUGGCAGUACACAAGGCCAUGGCUUUUUAAACUAUUACAGGAAAACAAUUUCGAAACCUCAAGAUAGAUUCAAUCAUUUUGGGCUGACUUUGUUGUGAAUAAGAUUCUUGCUCAGUGGACCGAAAUGUAUAUAUAGACGCCAGACCAACCAGUAGCGAAAUGAACAUAACCUUCCCAGAAAUACUUGAGGAAUUCAAAAAAAUCAAGCAAGCAGAUGUGCGACGAAUAAUUUGAUAGAUUGAUUUAGAUGAAUCUUAAUUAGAGCUAAGCGGUCUCUGAAACAGAAGGCUCCGAACUGAUAAUAAUACUUCUAAUACUGUUUUAAUAAAUAUGUUAUUUGUAGAUUUUUUUUAAAA
Messenger RNA from Nezara viridula (southern green stink bug), 842 nucleotides. NCBI's taxonomy places the organism in Eukaryota, Metazoa, Arthropoda, Insecta, Hemiptera, Pentatomidae. The record is from the annotation of a GenBank genome assembly.